Calliphora vicina (urban bluebottle blowfly) is the source of this 2811-nucleotide messenger RNA. RefSeq names its product probable myosin light chain kinase DDB_G0279831. The record is from RefSeq and is a predicted model, not a curated record. Lineage: Eukaryota; Metazoa; Arthropoda; Insecta; Diptera; Calliphoridae. The transcript has 4 exons. Bases 559 to 2556 code for a protein of 665 amino acids.
UGUUUUAUUCAAAGCUCAACACUGUGGCUUUCAAAUAACUAUAAAAUUCAGAAAAAAGAAGCCAAUAUAAAGGUAAAAUAUUGUGGAAUGAAAAUUUUGCACAAUUUUUUUUAAUGAAAACAAAGAAGAACAAGAAAUAAACGUAAAAGUCACACAAAGUUGUAUAGUAAACGACGAAACAAGCAGAAAAAAAAGAAGUACCAAUGAGAAAAAAUCGUAUGUGUAGUAGUGUAAAAUAGUAAACUAGAGUAAAAAGAAUAGUAACAAAAGGAACGUAUGAAAAAUUUCGUUGUUUAAUGAAAUUUGCAAGAUAUGAAUGAAUUUUUGGUGUUAAAAACGAUUUGUGUUAAAAUUAAUUACAUGUUUAGAGGAGUUUACUUUAAGUGCAAGUGUGAUACAUAUUUUUGGGAAAGGAAACCGGUUCCGGCUUUCUUAUAAAAGGACAUACGAAAUUGUGGCAAGAAGUCUAAAAAAAGAAAACAACAACGGAAACAAUAUGUGUAAUGUAUAAAUAUUAAAAGAAAACAAAGUUGUUUUAAUAUUAAAGUUAUUGUCAUCAUGUUGGUUGCAACACCGGGACAGACAACAGCUUACAGUACAAUACACAAUAAUAAUAAUAAUAACAGCAGUAGUAGUAGUAAUGGUGGUGGUGGAAAUGGCACAGCUGCGGCUACGUCUUCAAACAAAAAGUCUACUACUACACUAAACUCCACAAAUGCAACGGCAUCUGGUACACCGAAAUCAUUAAACAACAAUAAUAACCACACGGUAUCAACGGUUGCCAAUAAAAAUUCUCUAAAUACCAAUACACACGGCCCAGUGUCAUACAAUUAUCACGCAAAUCCCAAAAAUGACAAUAGUGUGUCCAAUAAACAUAGUAACCAAACUAAAAUGACAGCAACAUCUUCCAGAGAAACAAUUUCAGCGAGCGUAACAACAGCAGCCAUAACUCAUUCCUUAAAAAACGAAAAUUCCACCAACAACACAACCGCAACCAACACCACCACGACCACAACCACUACCAAACAACAAAGUUUUAUACAAACUCUUAAAGAUUCUGUACAAAAAGCUUUAAUUUCAACAACCGGCAGUAGCACCACCACGCUUGCCCACAAACUUGCAACCGAUAAUAAAUUACCCAACAAUUGUAAUAAUUUAACAACGUCCAUACAAAAUGUCACCUCAUCAUCCUCAUCCACAUCACACAAUGCGAAUAAAGUCUCCACGACCACAUCGUCAACCAACUCGAGCCAUUCGACAGCCGCUACUCAGUCAUCUACGUCAUCGUCAGUGUCCUUGGUGCGCAGUAAAUAUUUUUCAUGUUCAUUGUCCAAACUACAUACGGUGGCGCCCACUAUCAUACAUCGUUAUCCGGAGGAGCGUCAACACGCCAGCAGUACAGAUAGUCUGCAGAAGGAAAUGUGCCAUUUUAAACCGAUACGUAUAGUACCCACAACACCAUGGAAAAGUGGCAGCAAAUCUCGUGGCAAUUCAUUGCGCUUUCCCAAAGCAAAUCUUGCCACCAAAAAAACAGAAUUUGUUUUAAAAUCCAACUGUGAUCUUAAUAAUAGAAAGAAGAAACAGCAGCAAAAUCGAACACAAACUGAUAAAAUUAAUGUGGAUGAAGAUAAUCAUCAUGAUGAUGAUGACGAUAAUAAUGAACAAGAAAAUAAAGAAUUUUAUGGAAUCUACAAACCAAAGCCAAGCUUAACUUGUUUAUCCACCUCCGUGACAACACCAAAUCAUCAAUCGGCGUUUGUGUGUUUAGUAGCCCAAAUGAAAAGUCUGGUAAAUCUACAGUCCAAAAAACAGCACAGCCCUGUCAAAGCAGCAGCUGCAGAGGGGGCCAUAAAUGAGCCCAUAAAAGAGCUGUAUGUGCGUAAAAAGCCUGCUGCUAAAAAGUCCUUGCAUUUAGAGGAGCCAAAGGAAUUGGCCAAGACGCGCACAACUCGUCUUUCCUCAAAUGCUGUUAAAAAUAAAAGUGUCUCAAAUACCACCACCAACACACUAAACCAUUCAAAAGAAAAUGUUAAACGAACAAAUGCCAAAUCAAAUAAUCUCUCCAAAUUAUCAACGGUGGCAAUAACAAAAGCCAAAUCUCGCAGAAAAUUAGGCCGUGCCAAAUCGAAAACCAUUAAUCUGGUUAACCUGGCUACCACAAGAGCCAAAGGAAAACUACAAACGAGUGUAUCUAUGCCGGCUGUAAUCAGUGAUGAGACCAAAAAUUCGGCAGCCACCACCAGCAAAAGAACACGUAAACGUAAAAAUGCACACGAAGAUGAAACAGAACCACCCACAAAAACCGUUUCCAUGAAGUCUCUUGCGCCGGCAGCACGUAAAAGUUCUAGACAGUCGAAGGAUAUGAGCAGCACUACAACUAAACAAAAUCCCCCACAAACUACCUUAAAAUCAUCUCAAAAAUCUACGCGCAAGAAUCCAGCAACGGUUGUAUGUUUUUCACCACCACUAACACGUUCUCGACUGAAGCAUUUAGCCGAACAGGGUAUGAUUAUUUCAAGUAAUACACCAACUUAUGUUAAAAAACGUAGAAAUUAAUUGUAAAAACUAAUAAUUCUUUGCUUUUUUCCCCCUCUCCUUACGAUUUUGUAAUCUGUGUCCAUCAUGUAUGCAUGUUUAUUUGUGGAUUAAACAAGAUCUCUAAAACAAAAUGAACACACUUUUAAAUGUGGUUGCUUAACGAAUUUCAAUUUCAAAUAACCUUUCUGUACUCGUUUAUCUAUCUCAUUCCCUAGUAUGUUUGUUAUAUUUUAAAUGUAAAAUUAUUUAAAAUGAAUUAUAUAUAAACAAAAC